GUAUUUAGUUGAAUUCGAUUUCUCCAACAACACACACACGCAAGACGAGAUUACUCUGCUCAGAAGCUGCCUUAUAUCUGUGUUUACAUUAUUUUUGUUUUGUUCUUUUGCUUUCUUUUAUUUUGUGUUUUUGCUGAGUCAUAUCUGCAAUUAUUAGUUAGUAGUUGAAUUUGAAAAUGUUAUCAGUUCAUAGUGUACGCAACGUUAGCAUAGCUUGGAAAUGGAUCAGUGUCCGAGAACAAAUACAAAAGCAACAAAAGCUAACACGAAUGCAAUUUGCAUUUCAAUCGACAGCAGUCAAUGCCAAGGACCAAAAUGUAUAUAGUAAAUCAUUUGUGAAUUCUUUGAAUAACGAAUGGCAAAAAGCGCUACCGUCUAAAGCCAUACCCGGCCUCAGCAGAUACGAAUUGGUGCGCGGCUUCAUGAAGGGCGGCCAGUUCGCUGAUUUUUCUUUGAAUGAUUUGCUUUUGAAGGGUCGCGAACGUUUCGGUAACAUUUAUCGUAUGCCCGGCGUUUUUGGGCAACCACCUUCACUUGUACUCUUUAAUUUCGAGGAUUUUGAGAAAGUGUUUCGCACUGAGGGCUCUUGGCCGGUGCGACCAGGCGGCGAAGUAAUAACACAUUAUCGACAAAUGCGAAAAGAUGGAUUUUUCAACGAGAGGAUUGGCUUGGCAGGGCAUGGCGAAGAUUGGGGUAAAUUUCGACAUACUGUAAAUCCUAUUUUAAUGCAACCGAAAAAUGCUAGACUCUACUUGGGACCCAUGCAAAAGGUGAAUCUGGAAUUCAUACAAAGGUAAUUCAAACAAAUUGUC
Messenger RNA from Rhagoletis zephyria (snowberry fruit fly), 812 nucleotides. Its product is annotated as probable cytochrome P450 12c1, mitochondrial. Lineage: Eukaryota; Metazoa; Arthropoda; Insecta; Diptera; Tephritidae. Gene Ontology annotation, molecular function: heme binding; monooxygenase activity; oxidoreductase activity, acting on paired donors, with incorporation or reduction of molecular oxygen. The record is from RefSeq and is a predicted model, not a curated record.